AUGUCUGCCCUGCCCGUGCUUAACUUGUACCACGUUUACGCCCAAGACAAGCCCGGCGCGCAGCGUGCGAAGCACAAAGCACAGCACCUUGCGCAGAAUACGCCCCACAUGCAGAGCGGGUUUAUCCGGGUCGGAGGCGGGCUUCUGCCCACCGAUGUCAAGUCGACCGAUCCCGGCGCUGAGGAAAAGAUCGUCGGCUCGUUCAUCGUCGUCAAAGCCGAGAGCAUCGACGUUGUAUGGGACACACUCAAGAAGGACAUCUUCUACACUUCCGGCGAGGUGUGGGACCUCGAUAAAGUAUGCGUCACGCCGGUGUUCGUUCCUUUCAAGGAGGCCAAGUUAGCCUAG
Molecule: messenger RNA, 348 nt
Organism: Trametes versicolor FP-101664 SS1
Lineage: Eukaryota; Fungi; Basidiomycota; Agaricomycetes; Polyporales; Polyporaceae
Exons: 3
Coding region: 1-348 (115 amino acids)
Source: RefSeq, a predicted model, not a curated record